Messenger RNA from Silurus meridionalis, 4052 nucleotides. It is a transcript of the gene e2f1, whose product is annotated as E2F transcription factor 1. Lineage: Eukaryota; Metazoa; Chordata; Actinopteri; Siluriformes; Siluridae. Gene Ontology annotation, molecular function: DNA-binding transcription factor activity, RNA polymerase II-specific; protein dimerization activity; RNA polymerase II cis-regulatory region sequence-specific DNA binding. Gene Ontology annotation, biological process: G1/S transition of mitotic cell cycle; regulation of transcription by RNA polymerase II. Gene Ontology annotation, cellular component: Rb-E2F complex. The record is from RefSeq and is a predicted model, not a curated record.
GUGUCUUGAAUUAUGCUAAUGAGCUGAACGAAUCAUGAAUAUGCAAAUCAGGUCACGUUGACGUCUUCGGGCGACUGUGUUGGCGCAUUUUGUGCGAACCUUCCCCUGAAAAGACACCACUGCGUCACCGCGUGGCGUUGGAAUGUAUAUAAAAUAUAACAUUUUCAACUCUGAGCCUUCGUUUCAUUCAUUAGUCUUAUUUUUAUUUAAAUAGAAAAUCGGAGCCAAAAUGGAGGCUGCGUGUUUUUGUUUCCCAUCGAUGAGUGACAAACUCGCGUAGCCAAUCAGAAAGCCGGAAGCGUGUGACGUGGCGCGGAAGGCGCACCGCGCUCAAGCCAAUCGCCUCACUCGUUUCGGCCACGUGCCACUUUUCGCGGCAAAGUAGGAUUUGGCGCGUGAAAAAGUCAGCUCGUUUCCGAUCAGCUGGAGCGACAACAAAAACAAGCGCGCGCAGCGUCUGGGCGUCUGGGCGCAGAAAAGACCCGGGGGCCGACUGAUGGACUCCGAUGGACUCUGCAAGCGGUCGUGAGGGACAUCCGAACGCUCCUGGAGGUUUUAUCUUCACACCUGCGAGCUGUGGAUGAAGCUCUCGUUCUGCAUUGUUUCUUCCAAAUCCGAUCAAACUUCCUGAUCGAGCUGAGAAACAUCACCGAGCUGCAGGAAGACCUGAGAGUCUUUGUUUUGCUCUCGGAUCUUCAUCUGCAUCAGCUUUUUUUUCUGAGCAGUGACAACUUUAAUUUCUCAAACCUUCUUCUGCAUAAAAACCUGCAAGUUUGAACAAAAGCGUUGUGAAAAUGAGCAAAAGAAAAAAGUUGCUGUUUUUUGGCCUGUUUGUCUUUUUCCUCUCAGAGUCUCUAUAAUCAAUAAUGUAUAAAUGAUUAUGUGUAUUGAUAUUGUGUUUUAGAGUGUUUAUUAUUAUUAUUAAUAUUAAUAUAAAUAAUAUUUGCAGCUUUUUUGCAUUUAAUCUUUUAACCUGCAUGUGGUUCAGACUUUCAGACCAAAACAAAGGAGAUUUGAGUUGAAGUCAUGUGACUGUGCUGCUGUAAUUACACAUUUAUAACAUCGUUCUCCUGAAAUCUAACUAGAUAUUAAAAAUCUCUUUUGACUAUAAAAAUCCAUUAGGUGCUUCAGAUUAGUGAUCAGACGGGUCAUUUAUAUCCGUGUCGAAAGCAUCCAGCUAAACUUUAGUCUAUUGUAUUUUCAUCAUCAUCAUCGUCAUCAUCAGACUCUUCAGUGGAACUCACAGGAACCCGAUAUUAUAGCUGUUUUUUAUAUAAGUGAAGGUCAACGCUCACGGAUCCGGGAUGACCGACACGGUGGUUACGGCUCAUAGCUCGGAGGAUCUGCUGCUGGACUUUGAGACUCUUUUGAACAGCGGCAGCAUCGACCUGAGUGCAGAUCAUCAGAUCGUCAUCAUCUCUCCAGCGUGCAGCGGUGUGGAGCUUCUUCAACCCCGGAGUGCAGGAGGGGAUCUGCUGCUGUUCUACCCGCACAGUACCGCACUGUCCGGGGCACAGCAGUCCAGAGACACGGCGCCGGGCCGCCCGCCGGUGAAGAGGAAGUUAGAUUUGGACAAUGAUCACCAGUACAUCAGCACAACUAGACCUCCACCUCCAUGUCCUGCUCCUCCUGCCACACCUGGACGUCCUAAAGUCCCUCGGCUGAGCACGGAGAAAUCCCGCUAUGACACGUCCCUGAACCUCACCACCAAGCGCUUCCUGGACCUGCUCUCUCAGUCUACAGACGGUGUGGUGGACCUGAACUGGGCCUCACAGGUGCUGGAUGUCCAAAAGAGACGCAUCUAUGACAUCACCAAUGUCCUCGAGGGCAUUCAUCUCAUCUCCAAGAAAUCCAAGAACAACAUUCAGUGGCUUGGAAACCGUAUCGACGGCGCCUCGGUCGCUCGCCAUCAGGAGUUACAGAAGGAAGUGUCUGAACUGUCCGACGCUGAAGACAAAUUGGAUGAACUUAUCAGCAAGUCCAGUUUGCAGCUCCGCCUCCUCACCGAGGACUCAGAAAAUAAAAUGUUGGGGUACGUGAGAUGUCAGGACCUGCGCAGCACCGUAGACCCUCCGGAUCAGAUCGUCAUCGUGAUCCGAGCCCCGCCCGAAACACAGAUGACCGUCAGCGAGCCCAGCGAGGGGUACCAGAUCUCCCUGAAGAGCACUGAGGGACCCAUCGAUGUGUUCCUGUGUCCUGAGGACAGCUCUGGAGUUUGUAGUCCUGUAACAGGCUGCAGUCCUGCUAAAUCGUCCACUCAAAGCCCUGCUCCUCCACAGGAUGUGAGAUCCUCGACACUGGCGAUGCUCCCAAGCACCUCCCCUCUUCCUUUAGUAAAUGAGACAGAGUCAAUGCUGGACCCUUUCCCAGGUAUCAGCGAGAUGGCCGACUUCGACCCCUUGACCCUGGGAUCAUCAGACUUUCUUUUAGACCGGGCCGGUCCCGGUUCCGGCUCAGAUCCCUUCAGCUUCAUCAGCUUGUCUCCGCCCCACACGCAGGACUACCAUUUCGGUCUGGAGGACUAUGAGGGCAUCAGUGAACUAUUCGACUGCGACUUCACAGACCUCAGCUAUCUGUAAAGGGUCUCGGUUUGGCGUCGUCCUUCUUCUUCACUUCAUCUUUCAGCACCACGUGUGUGUCUGAAAAAUAUUGGCACUUUUAAAAAAAAUGUAUCUGCUUCUCUGGGGGGAAAAAAAACGAACCCUAUUUGCAUCUUCAGCACUUCCUGCUUCAUUAUGCAGAUAAUCUCUGCAGCUCCGAGCUGCUUUUCGUCCUUCAGUAGCACUUCUUCAGGCUCCGCCUUCUUCAACACUUUAAUUUAUUGAUAUUAAAUAUAAUCUUUUUCUUUUAUUAUUGUUUAAAUUGUGAGGUAGAUUUAAAGAGGGUUUUGCACCAUGUGUGUAGAGGUGUGUGUAGAGGUGUGUGUGUGUGUGUGUGUGUGUGUGUGUGUGUAGAUGUUUUUGCUCAGGUGAAUAGAGGAUUCCCGCUUUGCGAUACGUUUUUAUACCACAUCCUCGUGGACGUGUCCUCGUGCGUGACGGACGUGCGGCCGCUUGUAGCAGUAGAGACGUGUGUAGUGUAGUGGUAUGGAAACUAGCUAGUGAGGUUAUUUAAACUACAACAUGUUACUGAUGCACUGUAUUCUGAACCCCUCAGUCAAAACGUAGAUAACGUAGAAAAAACGCAGAUACGACCCCUGGGUUGGCGAAGGCGCAUUAUAAAAAGUAUUGGCACCUGUUCAUAUAGAAAAAAUGUAUGUGUUUUCUGGGUAAAAGUCUCAAUUCGAUGUUUGUGAAACAACAGUGAACACAAUGUCUAGGAUUCGAGCGACGGGUGAAGAGUUGGGGGAAGUCGACGAGGGCGUGUUUAUGAAGGUGUUAUUGGAACACAGCCCUGAUCCGUACCGCUACUUGUAUUUGUUGUAGACUUUUUAUUUAAUAAGCUAUUAACUUCAUACAUGAGUAUGACCUAUUAAACUGCCUGCCUGUGUGUGUGUGUGUGUGUGUGUGUGUGUGUGUGUGUGUGAGAGAGAGAGAGAGAGAGAGAAAGAAUGGGGCCGGGUUUUCUAAAAGGCAGCUUGUUUUAUUUUGCAAGAGUGCACUUAAGUGUGUGUGUGUGUGUGUGUGUGUGUGUGUGUGUGUGUGUGUGAAUGCCUAGAUGGAAAAAAUCUGGUGUAUGUGUAUAAAGGUUUUAUUUCUCGUUUCACACUUGUGCAGUGUGUUUAAGAAGUUUUAGGGUUUUUCCAUGUGGUGUGUGUGUAUCUGUGUAUCUGUGUGUGUGUGUGUGUGUGUGUGUGUGUGUGUGUGUGUGUGUGAUCAUGAUGUCAUGCUAUUCACUUAACUGACGCAAUUCAUCCCAAAGUGCAAGAAAACAGUGGAGUCUUUUCAUCGCUAUCCAGCGCUCAGAUUCAGUUUGUUUGAUGCAUUAAACUUUGUGGUUUUGGGGAAAAUGUAUGAACCGUAUGCAAAUUCAUUCUCACAUGACUUUUUAUGACAGGAAGUGAAAAAUCAAUAAUCAUCAAUAAUCCCAAUAAAAUCGGUUCUCUGCCAUCA